This is a messenger RNA of Sesamum indicum (sesame), 1231 nucleotides long. It is a transcript of the gene XTH8, whose product is annotated as xyloglucan endotransglucosylase/hydrolase 8. Gene Ontology annotation, biological process: cell wall biogenesis; xyloglucan metabolic process. Gene Ontology annotation, molecular function: xyloglucan:xyloglucosyl transferase activity; hydrolase activity, hydrolyzing O-glycosyl compounds. The record is from RefSeq and is a predicted model, not a curated record. NCBI's taxonomy places the organism in Eukaryota, Viridiplantae, Streptophyta, Magnoliopsida, Lamiales, Pedaliaceae. Gene Ontology annotation, cellular component: cell wall; apoplast.
UAAAAUUGUUCCGAGGAGUAUAUUUAAUCCCAAUUCUUACUUUUCCAGUUGUAUGAUUUGACAUUUGAAGAGCAGCGAGCAUAAAAGAAAAAGAAUACUCUGCCGCGAGUCAUUCUUUUCCAGGACAGAUCUCUGAAGGUGUAAAGUUACUUCUCUCAGGAAUGGAGAGAAGGGCUCAUCGCUUCGCCGGCCUUCUCCUCAUCGCAGCGGUAGUAGCUGUGCUUAGUCCUUUGUCCCGGGCAGCAGAAUCAAGAGCCUCUUUUGAUGAUAAUUUCAGCAAAAGCUGCCCGGAGACGAAUUUCAAGACUUCUGAAGAUGGGGGGACCUGGUAUCUCUCCUUGAACAAAGAAGCAGGCUGUGGGUUUAUGACGAAGCAGAAGUACAGAUUCGGGUGGUUUAGCAUGAAACUUAAACUUGUCGGUGGGGAUUCAGCGGGAGUUGUGACUGCUUAUUAUAUGUGCUCGGAGAACGCUGCCGGGCCGGAGAGGGAUGAGCUAGACAUCGAGUUCUUGGGGAACAGAACUGGGCAGCCUUACCUUAUACAGACCAAUGUCUACAAGAAUGGAACCGGCGGCCGAGAGAUGAGGCACAUUCUAUGGUUCGAUCCCACUGAGGACUUCCACUCCUAUUCCAUUCUCUGGAACAACCACCAGAUAGUGUUCUUCGUAGACAGAGUUCCCAUUAGAGUGUUCAAGAACGCCAACUACACCAACAAUUUCUUCCCGAACGAGAAGCCAAUGUACUUAUUCUCGAGCAUAUGGAACGCGGAUGACUGGGCGACGAGAGGCGGCCUGGAGAAGACGGACUGGAAAAAGGAACCAUUCGUGUCGUCGUACAAAGAUUUCAACGUGGACGGGUGCCAAUGGGAGGAUCCCUACCCGGCCUGUGUAUCAACCACCACUGAUAAUUGGUGGGAUCAGUACGACGCAUGGCACCUUUCAAAGGAUCAGAAGACGGACUAUGCUUGGGUGCAGAGGAACCUUGUUAUAUACGAUUAUUGCAAGGAUACAGAGAGGUACCCUAAGUUGCCGGAGGAGUGCUGGCUAAGCCCAUGGGACUAACCAAUUACUACUGCCAGCUUAACAUAUCCAUUUAUUUGCUGCACAUUAAUUAAUGUGUACAAAUUGCAGAGACUGCAUCGUUUUGAAAUCUGUAUUGAUGCGUUCAUUAUUUAUUUAUUCAAAUUAUGUAUAUUUAGUUUUUUUCAAGAAAAAAUAUUUUGUUUUUGUAA